Molecule: messenger RNA, 798 nt
Organism: Serendipita indica DSM 11827
Lineage: Eukaryota; Fungi; Basidiomycota; Agaricomycetes; Sebacinales; Serendipitaceae
Source: the annotation of a GenBank genome assembly
AUGCCCUCGUCCGCCGAUAGCUCCUCGAUGCCCUCGCCGACCGCGUACCCACCACAACCUCCGAGCCCGCACGUACACUUUCUAAACCUCUAUCAGACGUAUAUCGUCGAUUACGAGUAUGACCGCUCGCCCACGGUCGUCAUGCCCAACGAAUGUGCGCUUCCUGCGCGUGGAUGCCCGGGCAAGACGUACUUUGCAACCGUCGCACGCACCGGUCGUCGAAUAACCCGCUGUGCAACUCCAGCCGCAAGUCGUGGCAAUUCACGCAGUAGGAGUAACAUGUCCCCGCCGCCGUCGCCUUCAUUCUACGCAAAGCAUAUAUUCUACCCAGACGAAUACCCAUUCCCUUCCCCUGUUCCAUCCCCCCGUGUCGGUGCAGCUCGGCAGCUCGCAACGGACACUCCCCCAAUCUCAGACGACUCGGAUCAGGGUCUGUCGACGCCGCCUGACAUGGCUUCGCAGGCUCCCUCGCCACGCUCCCUAUCGCGUAGAGGCAGCGCAACCGCACUGUCGAACAAUGCAAUGGGCAUGCAACUCUACAUUGACGCCCCGAGUCAUCCACCAAUACCUGGGCUGAGCAUGUCUCCCACCGGACGUGGUGCAGACAUGUUUGCUAUUACCAAUGCCCUCAACGGACUCGAACUCAAUCCUGGUUCACCCACGACGCCUAAAAAGGUCAAGACGAAGAAAUCAAAGUCUUCUUUGUCUGGAUCGCCGACUUCUGAGAAGAAGCGUGCGCGCGUCGUCCCCCCCGCACCGUCAUGGACGGCAGACCAGGGUGUGCUCGGUGGAUUCUGA